AUGAGCAUCCAUUCCCCACCCACACUCAUGAAGCCGGCAAGGCAGGCGCUCCUGAGAAAUGAGGCCGUAGCCAUCUCUGCUCUGCAGAAACUGCCCUGGACGCUCUUCCCAGCACUGUUCAAGGACGCCUUCAAUGGCAGACACACUAGGAUUGUGAAGGCAAUGGUGGCAGCCUGGCCUUUCCUCUGCCUCCCUGUGGGGGCACUGAUGAACACCUUCAACCUGGAGAUGGUCCAGGAGAUGCUGGAUGGACUGGAUGUCCUACUUACACAGAAUAUUUGCCCCAGGAACCUGAAGACACCCUUGGAAUCCUUCUCUGUCACUCACUGCCGGCUUUUCCAGCCACACUUGAAACACCUGUCCCGGUGUGAGCAGCUCCAUCAACUAAAACACCUGGACAUGUGUGGUGUUCCUCUGUCCCGUUUGAGGAUGAAGCCUCUCAGAGUUCUCCUAGAGAAAGUGGCAAACACUCUUGAGACUCUGGGAUUUCAGGGGUGUGGGAUAAAGGACUCCCAACUCAGUGUUCUCCUACCUGCCCUCAGCCAAUGCUCGCAGCUCACCAAGGUCGAUUUUUAUUUUAAUGACUUCUCUGUGAAUGUCUUGAGUGACCUUCUCCGCCACACAGCCAACUUUACCAAGAUGACCGUGGAGCAGUACCCUAUCCCUCUGGAGUGCUAUGAUGAGUUUGGUUGCUUCUCCAGAGAGUUAGUUGUCCAACUUUGCCCUGAGCUCAUGGAUACACUCAGGGCCAUAAGGCAGCCCAAGGACAUCUCCUUUGCUGCAGUUAUCUGUGGCAGUUGUUUGAAGCGCCGUGUGUAUGACCUGGAGGGCAGAGUUUGUCCCUGCUUGCAGUAA
Peromyscus eremicus (cactus mouse) is the source of this 855-nucleotide messenger RNA. Its product is annotated as oogenesin-3-like. The transcript has 2 exons. Gene Ontology annotation, cellular component: cytoplasm. The coding region runs from base 1 to 855 and encodes 284 amino acids. Lineage: Eukaryota; Metazoa; Chordata; Mammalia; Rodentia; Cricetidae. The record is from RefSeq and is a predicted model, not a curated record.